Molecule: messenger RNA, 754 nt
Organism: Paramuricea clavata
Lineage: Eukaryota; Metazoa; Cnidaria; Anthozoa; Malacalcyonacea; Plexauridae
Source: the annotation of a GenBank genome assembly
ACAUGACAGAUAAGAAAACCCUGCAUAAAUGUGGCCACUCAUUUUGUGCUGCCUGUAUUGACGAAGCAUUUAAACAUCAAAAGAAAUGUACAGUUUGUUCCCAGGUUUAUGGUCCUUUGAUUGGAAAUCAACCUCCCGGAAAAAUGAUUUUAAGUCAUUCAUCAAUAACGCUUCCUGGAUAUGAAUCGUGCGGAGGCAGCAUUCAUAUUACUUACAAGUUCGAAAGUGGAGUGCAGGGACCAAAUCAUCCAAACCCUGGUCAGCGGUAUUCGGGAAUAACUCGAUAUGGAUAUCUACCUGACAACAGAGAAGGGCAGAAAGUUUUGAAGCUGCUGAGAAAAGCGUUUGAUCAGAAAUUGAUAUUUACUAUCGGACGAUCAUCGACCACUGGAGCUAACAAUGUCAUAACUUGGAACAAUAUUCAUCAUAAAACCAACGUUACAGGAGGACCAACAUGGUAUGUUAGAAACAUAUCUGGAUUGUGUCGAUUUUUUAUUGCGAUAAUUCUUUAUUUCGUUUUAUAGAUAUUGCACAAUCCAGCAGCUGAGCUUUUUAUUGACAAGUUAAGUUGCAUUAUCAUUAAUUUUAAAUUAUAUAAUUCCUUUUAUUUCAGGUUUGGUUAUCCCGACCCAAACUACUUGAAGAGAGUGCAGGAAGAACUGGCUGCAAAAGGAAUUACAGAAUAAACAAUGUGGAAACACGCUAUAGUUGGAGUCGUUAGGGUAGUAUCAUAUAAAACGCAUAACAUUUGCUG